AUGUCUCUAUUCAGUGUAUUCAUCCUGUGCCUUCAAGCUUGCUUGAUCCAGAACGCCUUUGCGUGGAUCGCCGAACCAGCCCUCGCACCCUGUCUCGCUAACCAAGCAUGGGGUCCAGCUGGCCCAGCGAUGGGUUUCGCUCCCGCUCCAGGUCUCGCUAACCCAGCAUGGGGUCUAGCUGGCCCAGCGAUGGGUAUCGCUCCCGGACCAUUCGCCCCAGCCCCAUUUGAAGCAGGUAUUGCUCCAUACGGCGGUGAAGGUAUCGGUGACGUAGCUGUUGCUGGAGAGAUGCCAGUGGCUGGUACCACUAUGGUAGCAGGACAAGUGCCCAUCCUCGGUGCUGUACGCUUUGCUGGUGACCUCCCAGCUGGUGGUGUGGUAUCUAUUGCUGGAAGCUCCGGAUGUGGAAGAUCUCCCUACAUGUACUAG
Molecule: messenger RNA, 429 nt
Organism: Pieris macdunnoughi
Lineage: Eukaryota; Metazoa; Arthropoda; Insecta; Lepidoptera; Pieridae
Source: the annotation of a GenBank genome assembly